Molecule: messenger RNA, 3599 nt
Organism: Oryza brachyantha (malo sina)
Lineage: Eukaryota; Viridiplantae; Streptophyta; Magnoliopsida; Poales; Poaceae
Product: probable LRR receptor-like serine/threonine-protein kinase At3g47570
Exons: 2
Coding region: 1-3402 (1133 amino acids)
Biological process (GO): hormone-mediated signaling pathway; protein phosphorylation
Cellular component (GO): plasma membrane
Molecular function (GO): protein binding; ATP binding; protein kinase activity
Source: RefSeq, a predicted model, not a curated record
AUGUCCCUUGUUCUUGCAGCCAUCCUGUUGGCAUGCAUCCAAUCCACCGCAUCUUCCCAGGUUCCAACUGCACCACUCCACAAUGCGUCCGAUGAUGCUGCUGAUCUUCAGGCUCUGCUUUGCCUCAAGCUCCACCUCUCCGACAGUGCCGGAGCCAUGGCAUCCUGGAGAAACGACUCUCCUGAAUACUGUCGUUGGCCCGGCGUCACCUGCAGCAAGAGCCACACGUCCCGAGUCACCGGGCUGAACCUGGAGUCGUUCAGCCUCCAUGGCCAGAUACCACCUUGCGUUGGAAACCUUACUUUCCUCACGAGCAUCCACCUUCCGUUUAACCAAUUGAUCGGCAGCAUCCCACCCGAGCUUGGCCAUCUGCAUCGCCUCGCCUACCUGAACCUCACUUCUAAUGGCCUCACUGGUGGGGUACCGGAAGCUCUGUCCUCAUGCUCUAGCCUUCAGAUCAUCGAUCUCUCGAACAACUCUCUCGAUGGUGAGAUCGCCUCGGGCCUGAGCAAAUGCUCAAAUCUGGAAGUGAUCUACCUGUAUGACAACAAGCUACAGGGAGUCAUCCCGGAAGGGUUAGGUACACUCUCCAAACUUUCGGUUCUGAUUCUUGCAAAUAACCAACUGACAGGCAGUAUUCCUCCCUCAGUUGGGAGUAACUCAUUUCUUGAUGUUGUCAUUCUCACAAAUAACAGUCUCACCGGAGGCAUCCCACUUUCCCUGGCAAAUUGUUCAUCGCUGCAAUUGCUUGAUUUAACAAAUAAUCAUCUUGGAGGGGAGAUUCCUUCUGCUCUUUUUAAUAGCCCCUCACUUCAACUCAUAAUGCUUGGAGUUAACAACUUUGUUGGAUCUAUCCCUCCAAUCUCAAAUGUCUCCUCACCACUGGUGAGUCUUGUUCUCUCCCAAAACAACCUCUCGGGAAGCAUACCAUCGUCUAUAGAGAACUUCUCUUCCCUUCAGCAGCUUUUGCUUUCGCAAAACAACUUCCAGGGAUCGAUUCCAUCGAGUUUAUCCAGACUGUCAAACUUGCAGCAGUUGGACUUGACAUACAACAAUUUGUCAGGGACAGUUCCAGCUUCUCUGUACAACAUGUCUAAACUCACAUACCUUGGUAUGGGCUCAAACAUGCUCACUGGGGAAGUUCCUGAUGACAUAGGAUAUACCCUUCCAAGCAUUCAAACAUUGAUUUUGCAGGGAAAUAAAUUCCAGGGAAAAAUCCCCACUUCACUAGCCAAUGCAACAAAUCUCCAAGUGAUUAACUUUCGUGACAACGCGUUCCAUGGUAUCAUUCCUUCCUUUGGGAACCUGCCUCAGUUGACACAACUAAAUUUAGGGAUAAAUCAACUAGAAUCAGGGGACUGGACUUUCUUAUCCUCAUUGGCAACUUGUACCCAACUAGUUAGUUUAUGCCUAGAUAUGAACAUCCUGAAAGGAACCUUACCAAGUUCGAUUGCAAGACUUCCGAAGAGCUUGGAAGAACUGUUGCUAGAUAGAAAUCAAAUAUCAGGUACCAUACCAGAACAGAUAGACCACCUCCCAAACCUUUCAGUUGUUCAUAUGGAGCAAAAUCUGCUUACCGGAAAUCUCCCAGAUUCACUUGGAAAUCUGCCAAACUUGUUCGUUCUUAGCUUAUCGCAAAACAAACUCUCAGGACAAAUUCCGCUUUCAAUCGGUAAUCUGAGUACAUUAAGUGAGCUAUAUUUACAGGAGAAUAAUUUGAGUGGAACAAUUCCUAGUUCCUUAGGGCAAUGCAAGAAUCUAGAGGCCUUAAACCUCUCUUGUAACAGCUUUGAUGGUAGCAUACCAAAGGAGCUCAUUGCACUUUCCUCUUUCUCUGAAUGGCUGGAUUUGUCUCAUAACCAACUCGAUGGAGAAAUACCAGCUGAGAUUGGUGGCUUGAUCAAUCUUGAUCUUCUAAACAUUUCCAAUAACCGGUUAUCUGGACAAAUUCCCUCCACUCUGGGUGAGUGUGUCCACUUGAACUCGCUCCGUAUGGAAGGGAACCUUCUUGAUGGUGGGAUUCCUGAUUCUUUUAUAAAUCUCAGAGGCCUCAUUGAGUUAGAUCUUUCACAAAACAAUCUAUCUGGCAUGAUACCUGAAUUCAUUGAAUCAUUUGGCUCCAUGAAGCUCCUCAAUCUGUCCUUCAAUGAGUUUGAGGGACCUGUACCAACAGGAGGGAUAUUUCAGAACACAAGUGUGGUUUUUAUUCAAGGGAACAACAAGCUAUGUGCAAGAUAUCCGUGGCAAAAGUUACCUCUUUGCAAUGUAAUGGCAUCAAAGCGAAAGCACACUAAAAUUCUCAAGAUCACAGGGCUCACAGCUUUCUGUCUUGCCCUGACGCUAUGUUUAGUGAUCAUUCUAUUGAAGAAAGCGAAGAGAAUCGAGAAAGCAUCUAACCCUUCCUGCAAGGAGUUGAAGAAGUUCACAUAUGCCGAUCUAGUCAAAGCAACAAAUGGCUUUGCCUUAGCCAACUUAGUUGGCUCAGGAAAAUAUGGAUCAGUGUACAAAGCUAAAUUUCAGUUCGAGGAGCUGCCGGUUGCUAUCAAAGUUUUCAAGCUCGAUCAGCUUGGGGCACCAAAGAGCUUCCUUGCUGAGUGUGAAGCCCUGAGGAACACUCGUCAUCGAAAUCUUGUCCGGGUGAUUACUGCUUGCUCAACAUGUGAUCCAGUAGGGCGUGAGUUCAAAGCUCUUGUUCUUGAAUACAUGGGCAAUGGUACCCUGGAGAGCUGGCUAUACCCAAAAGUGAACAAAUAUGGUCUGGAAAAGCCUUUGAGUUUAGGGUACAGAAUAAAAAUUGCUGUGGACAUUGCUUCUGCAUUGGAUUAUCUGCAUAACUAUUGCAUUCCACCGAUAGUCCACUGCGAUUUGAAGCCCAACAACAUCCUUUUGGAUGAUGCCAUGGUUGCAUGCCUUGGUGAUUUCGGGUUAGCUAAGUUUCUAUAUGAUAGCAAUUCUUCAAGGAUAAAUGGAUCUACAAGCUUAGCAGGACCAAGAGGAUCAAUUGGAUACAUUGCUCCAGAGUAUGGCUUUGGAAGCAAAGUUUCAGUAGAUGGUGAUGUCUACGGCUAUGGAAUUAUCAUCCUAGAAAUGCUGACGGGAAAGCGACCAACAGACGAAAUGUUUACUAAUGGUCUGAAUCUUCACAAAUUUGUGGAAAGCGCAGUUUUCUCUCAAAGGAUUGGUGAGGUUCUAGACCCCAAUAUAGUCACAAAUUUCGAAGAUGUGGAAUAUAAUCUUGGCCCUGAAAAUCAUGUGACGGGUGGAAUGUUGGGAUGCAUCAUGCAACUUGCCAAGCUUGGUCUCUCCUGCUCCAUUGAGACACCGAAAGAUCGCCCGACGAUGCAAGAUGUUUAUGCUGAGGUCAUCACAGUCAAAGAAGCAUUUUCAGCUCUUCGUGUUUGAGACAAACCACAUUGUUACUAUUGUCCACAGUUAUUAUUGGCGCCUAUGCUUAAUAUUUACUAGCUUCAGAGAAAUUUCGUUUCCUUCAGUGCUGUCUGCUUGUAUUGUACUUUGCUUUACAUAUGGGAUUAUCAUGUAACUAACUUUACUGCUCAGCGUAUCUUGGAAUAAAGUUCACCAUGGGAAGUUCUCCAUGG